AACGGGCUUUUUUGAGACAAAUGGGCCGGUACAACUCCCCCAGCCCACGCCUUAGCCUCUCCUCUUGGCUACCCGCACCCGCCAUCUCUCUGCGCCGCCGGCCUAAACCUAGACAUCCGCACUACGCGCCCGCCACUGCCCGACGCCGGCCGCUCCCUUCCGCAACCGCUCGCCCAUCUCUCCUCGCACCGAUUCGGUGGCACGGCUCCUCCUGCUCGUCACUACGUCUACUUGCUGCCGCCGGCCGCGGCUCCUCACCCCGUCGCUCAGCCACGCCGUGCUGCUGCGGCUAGCUGGGCGUGUGACUGUGAACUGAGGUUUAGGGGUAGUUAGCACCGGGGGCCGCAGCAUGGAGGUCGACGGCGAGACACAACCUUUCCGCUUCUUCUCCAAGACGACCAAGCCCAAGCCAAAGCCCAAAUCCGAGCCUGAGGCAGAUGACAAGGUCCAGACCCAACCAGGAUCCAGAAUCCCCAUUCCCGCCGCCGUCGAGAACGAAAGCGGCGACUCCGACGCCGCUACCCCCACCGUUGUGACCGAGAACGGCGAGUCCGACGACGCCGCGUUGCCCGCCACGUUCGCGGACCUGGGCCUGUCGCAGUGGCUGGUCGACGCGUGCGACGCCUUGGGCAUGCGGCGCCCGACGGCCGUGCAGCGCCGGUGCAUCCCGCGCGCGCUGGCGGGGGAGGACGUGCUCGGCAUCGCGGAGACGGGGAGCGGCAAGACGGCCGCGUUCGCGCUGCCCAUCCUGCACCGCCUCGGGGAGGACCCCUACGGCGUCGCGGCCCUCGCGCUCGCGCCUACGCGCGAGCUCGCGGCGCAGCUUGCCGAGCAGUUCCGCGCGCUGGGGGCGCCGCUGGGGCUCAGGUGCCUCGCGGCCAUCGGAGGGUUCGACUCGCUCGCGCAGGCCAAGGGACUCGCGCGCCGUCCCCACGUCGUCGUAGCCACCCCCGGACGCAUCGCCACGCUGGUUUCCAACGACCCUGACCUCGCCAAAGCAUUCGCCCGCACCAAGUUUCUUGUGUUGGAUGAGGCGGAUAGAGUUUUAGAUGUUAAUUUCGAGGAGGAUCUCCGGGUGAUAUUUGGCUGUUUACCGAAGAAGCGACAAACCUUUUUGUUUUCAGCAACCAUGUCAGAUAAUCUGCGAUCUUUGCUUGAACUUUCCGGCAACAAGUCAUACUUUUUUGAGGCAUAUGAAGGGUUCAAGACAGUGGAGACCUUAAAGCAGCGAUAUAUUCAUACUCCUCCUGAUGGAAAAGAGCUCCAUCUUUUGUAUCUUCUAUCAAAAAUGAAGGAAAAGGAAGAAGACAGUAUCCAAAUGACAGGAAACCGUAUCCGUUCAGCCAUAGUAUUUGUCUCAACUUGCAGGACCUGCCAAUAUCUGGAUCUGCUGCUGGAAGAACUUGGCAGUCCUGCUGUCUCAUUGCACUCUCACAAGUCUCAGUCACAAAGGCUCUCAGCAUUGAAUCGUUUUAAAUCUGGUCAGGUUCCCGUUUUGAUUGCUACUGAUGUGGGUAGCCGGGGGUUGGAUAUCCAAACAGUUGAUCUUGUUAUCAACUAUGACAUUCCAAGGUUUCCACGCGAUUACAUCCAUAGGGUUGGACGAACUGCAAGAGCUUCAAGGGGAGGGUUCUCUAUUAGCUUUGUUACGCAGAGGGACAUAUGCCUUCUACAUGAGAUAGAAGAUGUUGUCGGGAAGCAAUUGGAUGCCUACCAAUGCAAUGACAGAGAAGUUACUAAAGAUAUUACGAAGGUAUUCAAAGCAAGGCGUCUUGCGAAUUUGAAGAUGGAAGACGAGGGCCACGAAGAAAAGGUACAAGCCAGAAAAGAGCAGAAGAAAAGAGAUAUAGCACGAAAGCGGAAGCAUGAAGAAUGAAGCCUGUAGAACUGGCUAGGUCGAUGACAGAUGGCUGUUGUGCCCAAUUUUGAAACUGGAGAUCCAAUUGUGACCUCAUGUUAUAUGUCGUGGCUUACCCCAGUGAGCUCAUCCUGUAGGUUCUUCUCGUUUUUGUCAGAGAAAUGGAUGGAUGAGAUUUUGUAGAGACGCUUUUAAAACUAUUAUUAAAUUGAGCAGAGGCAUUGCAUUGUUGGCGUGGCAGUGAUACCUGUAUUUGCCACUGUUGCAUGUACCACAACAAGGAUUAAUUUGGAAGACGACAUUUAGUCUC
This is a messenger RNA of Phragmites australis (common reed), 2168 nucleotides long. Its product is annotated as DEAD-box ATP-dependent RNA helicase 36-like. The transcript has 6 exons. Lineage: Eukaryota; Viridiplantae; Streptophyta; Magnoliopsida; Poales; Poaceae. The record is from RefSeq and is a predicted model, not a curated record. The coding region runs from base 350 to 1876 and encodes 508 amino acids. Gene Ontology annotation, molecular function: ATP binding; RNA helicase activity; nucleic acid binding.